CGGCGGCUGCUGCUGCUGGAAGGAAUCUGUCACGGAACUCCACGAACCCAAGACAGCGAGGGAGAGAUGGAGAGUUUGCAUUCAGAGCGGAAUGAGCGGCUCCGCGCCCACGUGUAGCAAACGGGGGGCAGUGUAACAAAAUAUGUAACAACUUGUGUAACAAACUGUGUAACAUACAGUGGGCCGCCCGCCUGGCGGCGCGCGCUGCGGAACCCUGGCCCGGGGAUUUGGAACGUUGACCCGGGAACUGAGUUACCACGCGCUGCCUGACAUUAUAUCGAAGGGCAUCCCUUUGCUUGUCUACGUGUGGAACCCCUACUGCAAUUAUCUAUCCAGCUCUCCCAUCCGUUAUAUUCCCUUCUUGUUGUUUGCAAUGUUUAGCACUCCUCACGUCCCACUUUUGUUUUAAUUUUGCGUUUUUUUUUAAAAAAAAUAAACAAAUUGCAUCGCAAUGCAUAUUUGCUUUUCCAACGUUACAAGUGCAGUUUUGCUUUUAUUCCCUCUCCCGAGUGUGCAGCUUCACUAAUGGGCCCAUCUGCACCGAAAGGAAGGAAGAGCAUUGCUGCCGGAAUGGUUUGAGUGGUGCAUCAAUGUAAUUGCUUCCUGUCGCACCGUUGAGAGAGAGGGGGAGAGUCAUGACGGCGAGAGGGACUGCUAGCCGUUUUCUGCAGAGUGUCCUGCAGAAUGGAGUGGGCAGGUAUAUCUGCCAGCUGAAGAGAGUCACUCUGGUCUUCAGUAAAGAUGCCCCCAGCAGCAGAGGGGUCAGAGAGUUUGUUGAAGAAGGCGUGGUGGACUUUGCGAAGCGGAAUCCUGGCAUGGUGGUUUAUGUCGCCGUGAAACGGUGUAAUGUUCCAAAGCUGGUUGGGGAAUAUCUGAACGGGGCCGUGAGGGAAGAGGCCCUGAACAGGAAGACAGCCGAGGAAGUCGGCCAACUCCUUCAGAAGAUGCGCAGCCAGUCGGGCCUGGACAUCAUCCGUAUUCGCAAGCCAUACCACACUGACAGCCCAAGCAUCCAGAGCCAGUGGACCCCAUUCACCAACAAACCCAGCGCCCUGAAUGUGCAAAACAUUGAAAAGGUUCGAGGGAGGCCAGAGGGCAAGCUCUGAAGCAAAGUGAAGGCCUUAAACCAGACUGAGGUGAAUGGACUGAGCAAAAUAAACUGACUGCUGUCUUUAUUUAAAUAAAAGCAAAAUCCCCACCACAAGAUUUGCAAACAGCUUCUGCUUGAGGC
Molecule: messenger RNA, 1231 nt
Organism: Stegostoma tigrinum
Lineage: Eukaryota; Metazoa; Chordata; Chondrichthyes; Orectolobiformes; Stegostomatidae
Product: large ribosomal subunit protein mL43
Exons: 3
Coding region: 636-1106 (156 amino acids)
Biological process (GO): mitochondrial translation
Cellular component (GO): mitochondrial large ribosomal subunit
Molecular function (GO): structural constituent of ribosome
Source: RefSeq, a predicted model, not a curated record